Molecule: messenger RNA, 1356 nt
Organism: Apis dorsata (giant honeybee)
Lineage: Eukaryota; Metazoa; Arthropoda; Insecta; Hymenoptera; Apidae
Product: protein YIPF1
Exons: 4
Coding region: 180-1118 (312 amino acids)
Biological process (GO): vesicle-mediated transport
Cellular component (GO): Golgi apparatus; membrane
Molecular function (GO): small GTPase binding
Source: RefSeq, a predicted model, not a curated record
UUAUUUUUAUAUCCAUUAAUUUAUAAAAAAUUAUAUAAAAAAAUAUACCAAUAAAUAUUAAUUAAUAUUUAAUUUCGAUUGGUUGAUUAUUAGUUGCGUGUACGUAUAUAUCUUUUUUACAAUAUGUAUGCUGCGCCCUUGUCAAACGGAUAGGAAAAAACAACACAAAAUAAAUAGCUAUGGAUGGAAAUCAAUCAAAAGCAAGUGAUUCACAGUUUAUUUCGUUUCAAGACUUUCCUUCAAUAAAUCAUGAAGGAAAUAUUACUCAAGCACAAUUGGAUAUUAACACGACCACUCAUCAAGGUUUUAAUAACCUCUCAAGUGACACUUCAGGCAUUGGUAUUAUCGAAGAUCUUCAGGGAAUGCCUGAUAAAAAUGAAGCCAAUUCAUCACGCAAUUUUUGGACAAUAGAGUAUUAUCAAAAGUUCUUUAAUGUAAAGACAAAUGAUGUGGUAGAAAGAAUUAAAAGAUCUAUGUUUCCACAUGGUAGUGAAAAUUAUUUGAUAUCCCAUAUUAGACCAAAUCCAGAUCUUUAUGGUCCUUUUUGGAUUUGUGUUACACUAAUAUUUUCUAUUGCCAUUAGUGGAAAUCUGGCUGAUUAUUUACAAACAGCUAAUUCAAGUAAAUAUCAUUGGAGGUAUGAAUUUCAUAUUGUAUCUUAUGCUGCAACCUGUAUAUUUUUAUAUGCAUGGUUAUUACCACUUACUUUGUGGGGAGCUCUAAAAUGGACUACAAGCACAAGAGAUACAGAGGAGGAAUUAAUUGAGUCUUAUGCAACUCCUGGUCUUUUAGAACUUAUAUGUCUUUAUGGUUAUUCUUUGGCUAUUUAUAUUCCUGUAGCUUUUUUUUGGACAAUUCAAAUUGAAUGGCUGCAGUGGAGUUUAGUCGUAGUAGCAACUUUUUUAUCUGGAGGGGUGUUACUAAGGUCUUUGUUGCCUUUAAUAACAGGCAGAUAUAGGAUAAUGUAUAUUGUAAUAAUCCUUGGUAUGCACCUUUUAUUGGCAAUAGGAUUUAUGCGAUACUUUUUUCAUAUACCAUCAAAGACUUUAAUUGAACACACAACACAAAUACAAACAGAAAUUAUAGGAAAUCAAGGUGCAAAUAAUCAUUCUGGUUAAUUAUAUUUCAAUUUGUUAUAUGUCAACAAUGGUGGAUUUGAAAGCAUCUAUAUUUUAUAAUAAGUUGCCGAUAAUAUUGGCAAGCACAUUUAUUCCAAUAAAUACUGACUGAUAAAAAAUGGAAUGAUAAAAUCGCACAUAUUCGUUGAAAGUUAAUUCCGUUUUUGUGCAUGUAGAUGUAGUAUUUAUACUAUACCUGUGAGCAAAAAAUAAAUGAAAAUAACUAAAAUUUGUCACA